Molecule: messenger RNA, 3459 nt
Organism: Meloidogyne enterolobii
Lineage: Eukaryota; Metazoa; Nematoda; Chromadorea; Rhabditida; Meloidogynidae
Source: the annotation of a GenBank genome assembly
AUGGAUUCAUUUUAUGUUGUUUUACCUUCAAAUUCUGAAGAUGUUGAAGGAAAUACUACCUCAAAGUUUACAGUAAGGAUGCCUGACACACUUGAGUUAGAUUCAAGUUGGACUGUUGCACUUUCAAACAUUAUUUAUCCGUUUUCAUUCUCUUUACUUGGAGAUUCCGAAGAACAAGAAUCUAUUACAAUUUAUCGCCGAUAUGGAAAGGAACUUCUAUCUGUUCGAAUCGAGAUACCUGAUUUGUCUUUUGCCUCAGAAAGGGCAUUAGAAGAGGCCAUAAAUGCAGUUUUGCUUGAUGCUUGGAAAAAGGAAUUGGAUCGCGAGAGAGAGGAAAUGAGACUUGAAGAAAAUAAAAAAAGAAUCUAUGGGAAUUUUCGUAGAAGACGAGCUGUUGAGACUAUAAGCGAACAAUUAGUUAAAAAUGGGUAUUUUGAUUUGUCAAAGGAAAUUUCAUUUAAUUUCAUGAAAUUUUUAGGAAAACAAGGAAUUCGUUUACCGCCUAUAAGCCCUCAUGCAAUAGAUGGUAUAGAAAUGGUUCGUUUCACUCCAAAUCACGAUCAAAUAGAGCUGAUCAAACAAGCACUUGAUGAAUUUACUAAUCCUCCCUCGGCCAAUCAAAAUGAAGAACACGCGACUGUUACUCCUAUCGAAGAAACCAUUGAAUCUACUCCACAAACACAGCCCGAAGUUGAACAAAAAGAAAAAUUGCCUACUGCCGAGUAUGAGAGUUUCAUUAAACAAUUGGAAACGGAAGGUUACUUUGAUAUGCCAAAAGAUCGUGCUUAUAAAUUUAUUCAAUAUUUAAAUAAAGAAAUUAAGGGGGCAAAACUUCCAGUUCUAUCUUCAGUUCCGGAAAGCUCUGUUGUUCGAUUAAAGCCGCAAACUGAGCAAAAAGAUAUAAUAAUAAAUGCAAUUAAAAGUUUUGCAUCACCUUCCCCAUCUGAAAAUACUUUACACGAAGCAAGUUUAGUGGAAAAUGUUGAUGAAAAUCCUGAAACGCCUGCUCCCUCUCAAGUUCAUGUUAAAAAUCAAAUUAAUGAAAAAACAGAAAGUUUGCCUACAUCUGAUAGUUCUAUAACUGAUGAUCCUCCUAUCCCAAAGUCUCCAGUAACACCUGUAUCAGAAAGUUUUGCAUCACCUUCCCCAUCUGAAACUAAACCUGAAAAUCCUUUACAAGAAGCAAGUUUAGUGGAAAAUGCUGAUGAAAAUCAUGAAACAUAUACAGCUGCUCCUUCUCAAGUUCAAGUUAAAAAUCAAAUUAAUGAAAAAACAGAAAUUUUGCCUACCUCUGAUAGUUCUAUAACUGAUGAUCCUCCUAUUCCAAAGUCUCCAAUAACACCUGUAUCAGAAGCUCCUACUGAAGCUCCAGUAUCUUCUGAAGAAAAAUCGGAUGAUAUACAACAGAAUACCGAAAAGCAAAAUGACAACACUCCUUUAGACGGAAAGAUAACACCUCUUUCUGAUACACUAACAGAUGAACAAAAAACUUUGAUAGAUAUGGCUGUUCGUGCGGCUACAAGAUCAUUGACAAAUAGUGUAGAAUUGGCAAAGCAACAAUCACAACUAAAUAAAGAUCUUAAUCAGAAAUAUUGGAAAGAUGCUCGUUAUAAGUAUGCACUACUAGAUGAAGAGGUAACAUUAAAUGAGACGGGGGUAACUAAGAGAAAAGUACCUGCAACCAUUCUAAAAUUGGUUGUAACACAAUUAAAAUUAUUGUUUAGUCGAAGAAAUGAAAUAGAUAAAUGGAUACAAGAAUGUUUAGAUGCAAAGGAUAGGGUUUCAGAAGCACAAAUAGAAACUGUAGCGGCAGAAUCACGAGGCGAUGUUACUGAGGCACGAAAAGCUGCAGAUCGUGCUAAGGCCGCAGAACAAAAGGUUAAAGAAUUAGCCAGUCAAGUUGAAGAAGCUGUUGCGGGUCAGAAACUUUUAUCGGAAGAAAUUGUAGGCAAAAUUGAAGUUGAACUUUCGAAACAAGACGAUGAAACUUCAUCGGCAAAAAUAACAACUCCUGAUGAUGAAAAGACCUCGACACAUGAAGAGGAAAAUAAAGAAAGUCAAGUCGAACAUGAAGAAGAGCCUAAAGGACCGACUGAAGAUAUGCAAGAAAAUAGUAAACAGCCUUCUACACAUGAAGAGGAAAAUAGUGCGGAAGCGGACUCAACUGAUGACAUCUCUGAAGAGCCAUCUGAAUAUACACAAGAAAAGGAUGAAGAACCUUCAGCACCUGCAGAAGAGGAAAAUGCUGACGAAGAUCAUGAACAGGAAGUCGCUGAAGAAACUUUUGCCGAUACUCAAGAAAAGGAUGCAGAUCCUUCGACAAUUGUAGAAGAUGAAAAUAUUGAACAUCAAGAACAUGAAAAAGAAGUCGCUGAUGAAACUUCUGAAGAAAUAUUGGAAAAUGUUCAAGAGUCUACAACACACGAAGAUGAGAAAAAUAUUGAACCUCGUGAGGAAAUUGAACAAGAAGUCGCUGAGGAGCAUGUAGAAUUUUCUAAAGAAAAGAUUCAGGAAUUUCCAGGAGUUGAUGAUGAAGAUGAAGAGCCUUGGACUCCCCCCUUAGAAGAGCCUGUACCACAUUCAAUGGACACUGUAGAACCAUGGUCCCAUGAAAAAGAAGGCUUAGGAAAGCCACAGGAAUCUCCGGCAAUAAUUAAUGAGGAAGUGGCUGAAAAAGUGAGUAAUCUUCCCACUAUUGAAGAAGAACCAGAACAAGUAGCAAUUCAACCUGAGGAUCUAAGCUCGUUGCCUGAGCUCCCGCAUCCUGAAAUGUUAAUUGCUGACCCUCCUGAACAUCCUUCCUUUUGGAAAAGCUUCUUUAGUGGUGGAGUUAGGCAUGUUGAAGAUAAAACCAAAGACAAAGAACUUCCACAACAAGAAAAUUUUCAUCCGCAAAAAGAAUCUGAAGAGUUGGAUGAUUCGGAGCCUAAAAAAUUACAUCUAGCUGAAUAUGCUUAUCCUCCUGAAUAUUUAAAAAUGUUUCUUAGUUUCUCCAAUAUACAACUCGCUGAUCCAAAAUAUCAAUGGGUUUCCAUUCUAUACGAUAAAGUGCAUAAGCGAUUUCAUGUCUUCUUGCAAGGAAACGUACAAUUUAUUAAAUUAAGUCGUCAACUAGCUUAUACUCUUGGUUUCGAUUCAGAGAAGGUUCAUAGUGGACAAGUCGCAAAGUAUAUGCCUGAUAUAUCUGGAGGUGUGCGUCAAUUUUUAGUUUAUGCACCAAAACUUGUUGAAAAUAGCAUAAUAGGUAACGUAACUGCACCUUUAUUACGUGUUGUUAAUGUAUCUGGUGAACCUGGAGAAAGUGUUUCAGAAGUAUAUAUGACCGAACAUCAUCAUCGUUUAUUAGGUAAACGCCAUCCAGACAUUACUAUUGAAAUUCGAACCUUAACUGGAAAACUAGUAAAAUUCCAUUGGGGAACUUGUAUAUUAACAUUACACUUUCAACGCUCACUAUUUUAA